ACCUGUGGACUGAAGGAUUCAGAGUCCGGGGGAGCACCCGCUCUGGGGGCGUGGAGAAGAAAAGGCAGCGGCCGGAACCGUGUGGAAGGAGGAAGGAGGAGAUGCAGUGUCAGAGGAAACCAGGCAGCGGCAGGUGCCUUAGGGGAGGAGCCACGAACAAAGAGAAGGUGUGGAGGAGUCGCCGAGCAGACCUGGUGACCCACGCGUUUGGCCGUGGCUUUGGCAAAAUACCAUGGAGCCUUAUGAUGCACCAGAAUCCACUCCGAGGCAGCACCCAUCCUGCAGUCUUAAAGAUUACUUUCUAGGAGCCACCCCGCUGCAGAGACGGCUGGAGUCGGUCAGGAAGCAGGCCACUUCAUUUGUCCCAACUCCGCCCCGAAGGAAAAUUCCCCAGUGCUCACAACUGCAGGAAGAUGUUGAUCCUCGAAAGGUUGCAUUCCUUCUGCAUAAACAGUGGACUUUAUAUAGUUUAACUCCCCUAUACAAAUUUUCCUAUGCUAAUCUCAAGGAGUAUUCUAGACUUCUGAGUGCAUUUAUUACUGCUGAAAAGCAAAAAGGACUUGCUGUGGAAGUAGGAGAAGACUUCAACAUCAAAGUGGUUUUCUCUGCUCUCCUAGGAAUGAAAGGAACGCAAAGGGACCCGGAAGCAGUUCUUGUCCAGAUUCUGUCAAAACCUCAGUGGCCAUCUGAGGACAGAGAAGGGAAGGUGUUGUGGACCGGUUGGUUCUGCUGUGUGUUUGGAGAUAGUCUUCUGGAAACAGUUUCGGAAGAUUUCACCUGUUUACCCUUAUUCCUUGCAAAUGGAGCGGAGUCUAACACAGCCAUAAUCGGAACUUGGUUUCAGAAAACCUUUGACUGUUACUUCAGUCCUUUAGCGAUCAAUGCAUUUAAUCUUUCCUGGAUGGCUGCUAUGUGGACUGCAUGCAAAAUGGACCGUUAUGUGGCUACUACUGAGUUUCUGUGGUCUGUACCCUGUAGCCCACAAAGCCUGGACAUUUCUUACGCGAUACAUCCAGAGGAUGCAAAAGCUUUGUGGGACAGUGUCCACAAAACACCUGGGGAGGUUACCCAGGAGGAAGUUGACUUAUUCAUGGACUGUCUUUAUUCCCAUUUUUAUAGACAUUUCAGAAUUCACUUAUCAGCCACAAGAUUGGUUCGUGUGUCAACAUCUGUAGCUUCAGCACAUACUGAUGGAAAGAUAAAGAUUAUUUGUCAUAAAUACCUUAUUGGUGUGUUGGCAUAUUUGACAGAACUGGCAAUUUUUCAGAUUGAGUGAGGUCUUCUAUGGACUGUAAGAUGUGGAUUACGUACCCUUUUCUAAUUGACUACUUGCCUAGCUGCUAAGCUGAGAGGGAUGCAGGAGAAAUGGUAUCUGUUUCUAUGUUUUCCUCACAGUGCUUUGGAGUUGCCCAGAUGGAAGCCAAGAAGAAUCUAGAACAAAGAACAUCAUGGCUGAGCCACAGCCAUGUGCUCAUGUGUGGAUCAUGAACUGGGGUGCCAGUCUAUAGGGAAAUGCUGAGUUGUGCAAUUCUGUCAUCUUUUUAAAAAAUGUUUAUGAUGUCAAACUUCGGGAUUCAAGUGAGGUAUAUCUGAUAUUGGGUAUCUCUGAUUUGGGCCUUCAAAACCUCUAAUACAUUUUAGACAUUUUAGACUUGCAUUCACAGAGAAUUUGUGUCUUCUAAAGACAUUUUCCUAGCAGGCGUUUGACCAUAGAGAGAAAUGGCAAUGAAAAUCCCCUCAAAAGGAAACUAAAAAGUAAUAUACAUCUCUCUAGCCACUACUGUGCUUCUGUUUUUAAUACUGUUCAAUUCCUACUGCAAUGUUAAAUUAAAUAUUCUCUUUUAAAAUGAAGCAGUGUGUUUAUCAGCGUCUUAAUGACACCUUUUAAUUAAUAUCUCAGUUGUGGGAAGUGGUAGGCCUUUCUCUAGUACAAAGAGUCCAAACCAAUAGUUAUAUAGAAUCUCACACAUUGUGGAGUUGAAAGGCAUCUGCCCCUUUUUGAGGGCAGACGUUAUCUUGCUUAACCUUCAUGUCCCUACUUUUGUAGAGUAUUUGGUAAAUAUCUGUAAAUGAAUUUUAAACAGUUCUUCGAUUUUACAUAUAAAAACUGAGGUGAAGCAACUUAAGAGACUUAUUUGUAAUGUUGUACUUAAAUUCCUUCUUUUUCAUUUUUAAAGAUUUAUUUAUUUAUUUGAAAGUCAGAGUUACACAGAGAGAGGAGAGGCGGGGGGGUGGGUCUUCCAUCCGCUUGUUCACUCCCCAGUUGGCCAUAACGGCCAGAGCUGUGCCAAUCAGGAUCCAGGAGCCUCCUCCGGGUCUCCCAUGCGGAUGCAGGGGCCCAAGGACUUGGGCUAUCUUCUACUGCUUUCCCAGGCCAUAGCGGAGAGCUGGAUGAGAAGUGGAGCAGCCAAGACUAGAACCGGCGCCCAUAUGGGAUGCCAGCACUUCAGGCCAGGGCUUUAACCCACUGCACCACAGUGUCGGCCUCAGAUUUCUUCUUCUUUUUUUUUUUUUUAAAAAAGAUUUCUUUAUUUAUUUGAAAGUCAGAGUAACACAGAGAGAGGAGAGGCAGAGAGAGAGAGAGAGAGAAAGAGAGAGGUCUUCCAUAGUUCACUCCCUAAUUGGCCGCAACAGCUGGAGCUGCGCCGAUCCGAAGCCAGGAGCCAGGCGCUUCCUCCUGGUCUCCCAUGUGGGUGCAGGGGCCCAAGGACUUGAGCUAUCUUCUACUGCUUUCCCAGGCCAUAGCAGGGAGCUGGAUGGGAAGAGGAACAGCCAGGUUUUGAACUGGCGCUCAUAUGG
Molecule: messenger RNA, 2799 nt
Organism: Lepus europaeus (European hare)
Lineage: Eukaryota; Metazoa; Chordata; Mammalia; Lagomorpha; Leporidae
Gene: CENPL
Product: centromere protein L
Exons: 5
Coding region: 233-1276 (347 amino acids)
Source: RefSeq, a predicted model, not a curated record